Molecule: messenger RNA, 3782 nt
Organism: Talpa occidentalis (Iberian mole)
Lineage: Eukaryota; Metazoa; Chordata; Mammalia; Eulipotyphla; Talpidae
Gene: CHRDL1
Product: chordin like 1
Exons: 12
Coding region: 216-1595 (459 amino acids)
Molecular function (GO): protein binding
Source: RefSeq, a predicted model, not a curated record
GUGAGGGCGGUGAUGUUUUUCCUCCCACCCACUUUGGAGUCCCCCCUCCCCCUCGCGCGCACUCUAGCUCUCGCCACAACCUGCGAGCCCCAGACCUCGGAGGAGCGCCCCGGGGAGCUUGGAGCGCGCGCACGCUUGGAAGACAGCGGAGGCCAGUGGCCAGCUUGAGUACACCAGGUCCUGAAAGUUUUGAGUUACCUUUUGUAGUGGCCAAAAUGAGAAAAAAAUGGAAAAUGGGAGGCACGAAAAACAUCUUUUCCUUGUUGCUGUUCUUCCUUUUCCUCGAAGGAAGCAAAACCGAACAAGUGAAACAUUCAGAGACAUACUGUGUGUUUCAAGACAAGAAGUACAGAGUGGGCGAGAGAUGGCACCCUUACCUGGAACCUUAUGGGCUGGUUUACUGUGUGAACUGCAUCUGCUCAGAGAACGGGAAUGUGCUGUGUAGCCGAGUCAGAUGUCCGAGCCUUCACUGCCUCUCUCCCGUGCAUAUUCCUCAUCUGUGCUGCCCCCGAUGCCCAGAAGACUCCUUACCCCCAGCGAACAAUAAGGUGACCAGCAAGUCGUGUGAGUACAACGGGACCACUUACCAACAUGGUGAGCUGUUUAUGGCUGAUGGGCUCUUUCAGAAUCGGCACCCCAAUCAAUGCACCCAGUGCAGCUGUUCGGAGGGAAAUGUGUACUGUGGUCUCAAGACUUGCCCCAAGUUAACCUGUGCAUUCCCAGUCUCUGUUCCGGAUUCCUGCUGCCGGGUGUGCAGAGGGGAUGGAGAAUUGUCGUGGGAACAUUCUGAUGGGGAUAUCUUCCGGCAGCCUGCCAACAGAGAAGCAAGACAUUCUUACCACCGCUCUCAUUAUGAUCCUCCUCCGAACCGACAGGCUGCAGGUCUGCCCCGCUUUCCUGGGGCCAGAAGCCACCGGGGAGCUCUCAUGGAUUCCCAGCAAGCAUCGGGAACCAUCGUGCAGAUUGUCAUCAAUAACAAACAUAAGCACGGCCAAGUGUGUGUUUCCAAUGGGAAGACCUAUUCCCACGGCGAGUCCUGGCACCCGAACCUCCGGGCUUUUGGCAUUGUGGAGUGCGUGCUGUGCACAUGUAAUAUCACCAAGCAAGAGUGUAAGAAAAUCCACUGCCCCAGUCGAUACCCUUGCAAGUAUCCUCAAAAAAUAGAUGGAAAGUGCUGCAAGGUGUGUCCAGGUAAAAAGGCAAAAGAAGAACUUCCAGGCCAAAGUUUUGACAGCAAAGGCUAUUUUUGUGGAGAAGAAACAAUGCCUGUAUAUGAGUCUGUGUUCAUGGAAGAUGGGGAAAUCACCAGGAAAAUAGCACUAGAGACCGAGAGGCCACCUCAGGUAGAGGUCCACGUUUGGACCAUUCGAAAGGGCAUCCUCCAGCACUUCCAUAUUGAGAAAAUCUCCAAGCGGAUGUUUGAGGAGCUCCAUCACUUCAAGCUGGUGACCAGGACCACCCUGAGCCAGUGGAAGAUAUUCACCGAAGGAGAAGCUCAGAUCAGCCAGAUGUGUUCAAGUCGUGUGUGCAGAACAGAGCUUGAAGACUUAGUCAAGGUUUUGUACCUGGAAAGGUCUGAAAAGGGCCACUGUUAGACGAGACAGUGUGGGGUAGGGAGAGCAAGAACACACGCGAGCUGCAGCCGGACUGCAGGCUUAUUCUGCUUAAAUCAACAGUCCCUGAAAGCCCACGCUCCAGCGCAGUUAAUUUUUCACGCCAUGCACAGCAUGACUUGCUCCUUUAUGUGGAGUGGUGUGUCAGCCCUCAGCCAUCUCCUCCAAAGAGACUAGAGGAGUCUUGAAUGGUUUGUGAGAGGGAAGAGGGAUAGAACACCCCAACACUGCUCUACUUUCAGAGAGGAUCACAUUUCUUUACAGGUUAAUGACUAAACAAAGCCCCAGGGUUUCUAUAUAGAAACUUAUUGCAAUGAAAGUGAAGGGAAUUACUUAGUAGGAGUUCUGUAGUACGGACAUACUAUUGGUAUGAAAUUAUACUCUUGAAUUUUUGAAUUCUUGUUUUUGAAAAGAAUUAACUUCUCAUCCUGACACACAUGCAGGUGCACACGCCCACACACAAAACCGCAGCCUUCAUUCUGGGGCAACACCAGCAUAGCUCUCCUAUUCUUUCCCUUGCCUGCCUCCAAAGCAGCUCAGAGGGUGUUGGAAUCUAGAGGGAUAAAUAAGAAGUUGUGAGCAGAAGAUUCUGCUCUUAGGUCUGUGGUGUGGUUGUCGAAGUCCCUAACUCUGAUGGCAGAGUGAAGACUAAGAACACCUUUUCAUCACUAUAUUCACUCUGAUGUGGUAAAUGCAUUUCCCCUAAUGAUAACAUUUCUUCCCCCGCUCCCCGACCCCAUGGUGGUCACUAAAGAAAUGAGAAUUGGGUAUAAUUUCCAGAAAAUGAAUCUGUAUAAGACAAAAUAAUUGCUGAAGAAAGGAGUGAGUAGAGGUCAACAAGGUCAUUUUUGUGUCUUCAAGUCAAUAAAACUCACCCAUAAAUAGCUCAAUACUCACUAAUUUUCUUGAAGCCAAAGUUCCCUAGUCCAAAAAUUUAAGUUAAAUGAAAUUCUAGAAGUGUGUUAAAAGGGCAGUUUCCCUUCUCCAAUUACAGGAGUUGCUUUUUACUUUGCAAAGGGGCUCAGUGCUCAUGAGCCUCUGAAAGUUGGUUUUCAGUUAGAGUUAGUGUUCACCUGGAGAGAUGGGCGUUCUGAUAAAGAUCUUUAUCCUAAAUCUUCCUACCAUCUUCGUCUACUAAACGUGGAUUUAAAUCACAGAUCCUAGAGAACACUGCUCCAAAAAUGUCUAUUUGAGCCCAAUACCAGAUCAUAAAUUAUCCGUUCUGAGGCCUGGCUUUAGAAAUCAUCCUUGUGGGAAAACUAUAAAUUUUCCACCACAACGGUCUCAAACCUGCCUUCUAGAUUUAUCUCCUCUGAGGGGCAUGAAUGAACUCUACUGAGUACUCAGAAAUAUUAAGGACCCAUAAAUUCCAUAUUUCCCACUCCAUGACCAUAAAUAAGAGGAACAUUUUUUUUCCCUUAGAGUAUUUGACACCGGUAGAGAACAUAUAAAAGUUUCAGUCUUUAUGACUACCUGACAUAAAGGAGACUGUUCUCAUGAAAGAUACAGGGCCUUGUCGCCAGACCUUCCUGGGACAAGCCCCUCACCAGCUCGUCACACAUUCUCCUCAGGAAAGAGAGGUAAGACCUCCAGGGCUGCUGAAAAGCCACAAAGCAUUGUUGAGGGUGGGGUGUUAAGUAGCUGCUGCCUCCUUCCCAGAGGUGGCAGUAUUUCCCUAGUGUGGAAACAAGUACCCGGAUCCUGAAGCAAAGCAGUGAUUUCCCCUUUGAUGACUCAUCCCCAAACCUUCCCACCCAGGUGUUCUCUGAAAGCUCAACCUUAAGGGAACACCCAGAGAGCUUCCCUAGAUAGACUCCUGCCCCCAGGUGCUGGGACACACCUUUUCAAAGUGCUGGGUGAAGCAGGAACUGGGGAGCUGAGCUAGGCCAAUUCAAAACCCUCCAAUGUUUACUAUUGUGUAGGGAGUAGGACCCAUAGGGAGAAGAGGCUAACCUACCCGUAGUUAGUAGAGAGGAAUGGAUGUGGUUCUUCUUGUGUAUUUAUUUGUAUCAUAAACACCCGGAACAACAAAAUCAUAAGCACCAUUUAGCAGUUGUAGCCAUUUUAUAGUUAACUCAUGUAGACAAGUUAAAAGUAACAUAACAGUAUUACCCUUUCACUCUUCUCACAGGACAUGUACCUGAAUAUGGUAUUUAUCUAGUCACUGUA